Messenger RNA from Micropterus dolomieu (smallmouth bass), 1349 nucleotides. Its product is annotated as cocaine- and amphetamine-regulated transcript protein-like. The transcript is spliced from 5 exons. Gene Ontology annotation, molecular function: neuropeptide hormone activity. Gene Ontology annotation, biological process: G protein-coupled receptor signaling pathway; positive regulation of MAPK cascade; adult feeding behavior. The record is from RefSeq and is a predicted model, not a curated record. Lineage: Eukaryota; Metazoa; Chordata; Actinopteri; Centrarchiformes; Centrarchidae. The coding region runs from base 519 to 956 and encodes 145 amino acids.
UCAAAACUAUCAGCACCUAGAUAAAUACUUGGCUAAUGCUGUUGUAUUAUUUAUUAUAAAAAGUAAGAGGUUAGAGGAAUGUGAGUCGUACUACUUAUGGCACCGCUAUUUAAAUAUGCCAAAGCUAAGUUAGCAGCUAACGUCGAAGCUAAGCCGUUAACUAACGUUAACGUUCACCGCCAACAUUACUACGUUAAGCUCACCCUCUUUCUUGGCAUUGACGGCUUCCCGUUCCAGUUACGUCUUCCUGGUUACCAUCCAGCUUUUAGUCUUGGCGUUAUCAGGCUUAAACAUAAAACAUUGUCAUCCGUGAAAUCCACUUCAGCUUCUGGAGCCAAGCAGGUCAGUCAGCUAAUGUUAGCUGGACCAGAUCAGACCGUGGAGCACACGGUCUCCUCCGCCACAACACCAACACUCACUGGCACGGCGGACUGGAAUUAAAGGGGAGUAUCGAGAUAUAUACGAUUUCGUCUCUUUCAGGAGACACAGGAGAAGAUUGUGAUCAACACGGUGGAGGAAUGGCCUCUCAGGGAGACCUCCAAACCCUCCUCACGUCCAGGCAGCCUCCGCAGAUUUCCCACUCUUCUCCACCCGCCGAAGAGAAGGACUCCUCCCGCCUGUGUUUCAGCACCAUGGUCGGCGCUCGGACUCUCCUCCUCGCGGCCACCUGCUGCUGCACCUACCUGUGGCUCGCUCAUGCUGAAGACUCCUCACUGGAGACGCGCUCAUUGGAUUUCCCCCUGAAAACCCAACAAGAGAAAGACCUGAUUGACGCGUUGCAGGAAGUUUUGGAGAAACUGAGGAGCAAAGAGAUGCCCUUAGAGAAAAAGCUUGGCUGGCUGCCUUCGUGUGACGCAGGGGAGCCGUGCGCCGUGCGUAAAGGCGCGCGAAUCGGCACUCUGUGCAGCUGUCCCCGGGGAACUUCCUGUAACUUUUAUGUUCUCAAAUGUUUGUGAAGAAAGAAGAUAACAGAAAUACAAGAAAACACCGGGGAGAGUUUAGGAGGGCUGGAGUGACAACAUCAGUUGUCAUUCUCCUUGUGACAAAAUUAAAAACGCAAUGUAAUGUGUGAUUAAUAAUAUUAUUAAAGGACGCUUUUCUUUUAUAAACUCGGACUGUUAAAUGUUAGAUUAUAGGUUUUCAAUAGAGCUGAUGGUCUGUGUACAGCUGUCUCUUUUUGUCAGUGUUUAUCAAGUUGUUUGUGCGGGGCUGACUUAAACCUUUGUAAAUUUUUUUUCUUUUCGCUUUGUUUGUUGUUGUUCCUGUUAUGGGGGAAAUAAUGAAGCUAUCAUGGCAUCAGUUUCUAAACACAUUUGUAAGAUAAGGAAGUCAAUAAAAGUUAUAUUCAA